Molecule: messenger RNA, 2906 nt
Organism: Xyrauchen texanus (razorback sucker)
Lineage: Eukaryota; Metazoa; Chordata; Actinopteri; Cypriniformes; Catostomidae
Product: ectonucleoside triphosphate diphosphohydrolase 8-like
Exons: 9
Coding region: 430-1986 (518 amino acids)
Biological process (GO): nucleoside diphosphate catabolic process
Cellular component (GO): plasma membrane
Molecular function (GO): GDP phosphatase activity; UDP phosphatase activity
Source: RefSeq, a predicted model, not a curated record
CUGUUAGGUGUGUGUUUUGGGCUCAAUAUAUACUGGGGAAAUGGGAGUAUAACUUAGUUCCCAGAAGCUUCGACUGGAGGAAAUGUGUGGAUUCAUCUACAUUCUGCAGUUUCACCUCUCUUCAUUAUCUGGCAUCUAGGAGCCAAAGUUUAAUAAUAAUAAUUAAUAAUAAGAGUUCUACAGAAGAGGGUAAGACGCUUGCUUUUUCUUGAUCUGUUAUGUUAUGUCUCUAUCUUCCAAUCAGCAUUAAAAUUGUAUUAUUUAGCAUUGACCAUUGGAAGCUCUGGGUAAAUCAUUAAAUCUCUUUUUCAUUUCCUUGAAGACUUAAAUGGGCUUGUAAAGUGUAAACAAAGCAAUAAAAAAAAUGAAUGAGUCUGAACCAGGAUUUCACUAUUUGACUAUGUCAUGAAAUGAACUCCACUCUUUGGCAUGUGUGUGUCCCAACUUUGUAGAAUCUGUGGUGCUUCUGUUUGGUUUUAUUUUUGGACAGAAUUCAUGGGAGUUCAGAUGAAGCCUGUAUUGCUGGGCGCUGUGUUUGCUGCUGUUGCUUGUACAACAUUCAUCGCUCUGAUUCUCUCUCUUGCUAAUCAUCACACGUUGGAUCAGCCAUACUCAACACAGUUUGGGAUUGUGUUUGAUGCCGGCUCCACUCACACGGCUCUCUUCCUGUACCAGUGGCUCGGUAGCAAAGAGAAUAGCACUGGAAUAGUCUCACAGAGUCUGAGGUGUGAUGUAGAUGGUGAUGGCAUAUCCAGCUAUGUCCAAAACCCUCCAGGUGCAGGAGAAAGUCUUAAGAAAUGCUUGGAUGUUGCCAAGGCAGCAAUACCAUCAGGACAGCAAAGGGCCACACCUGUGUAUCUAGGUGCCACUGCAGGCAUGCGACUUCUUAGCUUAGAGAACCAGAGUCAUGCAGACAUUAUCCUCGCAGAGGUCACCAAAACAAUCCAAAGUUAUCCUUUUGAUUUCCAAGGGGCCAGAAUACUCACUGGCAUGGAGGAGGGGGCCUAUGGCUGGAUCACCAUAAACUACCUCUUCGAGAGCUUUAUCAAGCACACUUUUGAGGGAAAGUGGGUCCACCCUAAAGCAGGACGGAUCCUCGGAGCUCUAGAUAUGGGUGGUGCAUCAACACAGAUUUCAUUCGCCAUCGAAUACCCUGUGAGAGUCCCAGAAACAUCUUUUAAUAUCAAGCUCUAUGGCUACAAGUAUGAGGUGUACACUCACAGCUACCAGUGCUAUGGCAAAGACCAAGCAUUGAAGAAGCUUCAGGCUUGGCUUCACAAGACUGCUGGAGCAUCAUCUGUUGUCAAUCACCCAUGCUAUCACCAAGGAUAUAACUUAACUCUUACUUGGGCUGACCUUUACAACUCUCCUUGUGUGGUCACACCAACCAAUUUUAACCCUACAGCUAAGAUCACCUUCUUUGGGACCAGUAAUUCUUCCCUCUGUCUUUCUCUAAUGGAGAACAUUGUUAACCUAACUGACUGCCCAUUUUCUCCAGACUGUGGCAUUGAUGGGGUCUAUCAGCCUCCUGUAAAUGGUGAAUUCUUUGCUUUCUCUGCAUACUUCUACACCUUUGACUUCCUUGGUCUUGCCCCAAAAGCUCCACUAAACCAGGUUCUUAAUACUAUUGACACGCACUGCAACAAAUCCUGGAACACUCUUGUUGCCCAAAAUCCAAGCAUUAAGGCAAAACAUCUGAGAGAUUAUUGUGCUUCUGCUCAUUAUAUCAUGACUAUUCUUCUGAAAGGACUCAAGUUCAAUGACACCUGGGAUCAAAUCUCUUUUGAGAAACAGGUUGCAGACACAGCUGUUGGUUGGACAUUGGGCUACAUGUUGAACCUGACAAAUCUGAUACCUUCUGAACAUUCCAGAGCAAUAACAGGGGUGUCACACAGUCAAUGGGCUGCUCAAACGUUCUUUAUCGUCUCUGCCCUCUUCCUCAGUCUACUUAUAGUCAUUCUGUUUAUCUGUGAUCCAAAGCAUUAAGGUGUGUAUUUUAUGACUCAUGAGUGUGUGUAUGUUUACUUUAAAAUUUAUCUAUGACAUUUCCGACAACAGACAGGAAGAUCAUCAUUUUGAAGAUACGUCAUGUUCUCUGCACAAAGAGCAAACAAAGAUUAGUUCUGAAGAAUAGAUCAUGAGAUUUAUUUUUCUUGUUUUUCUACCAUACUGUAACAUUUCUUGUGCAAUGUAGACUUGUAGACAUUUGUGAAAAAUUAAGUUAACUGUCACUGGCCCACUGGUGGGUCAUUUGGUUUUUGAAUUUAUUGCACUAUUUUACCAUCAAAUCCUAUUAUAAUCUUGAUAAACUAUAUAUCAUUUCCAUAUUUGGCAACUGUUUUGUGAUAUGUAUUAUAUAGCAACAGAAGUUUAUUAAUUUGUGACAUGAUUAUGCAUCAAAAAAGUUUUUGUGGAGUUGUGACCUUUAUUAGGCGAGACUGCUUCAAUCACUGGCAUGAUGAGAAUAAUUUUUUGUUUUUAGCUCUGAAAAGUAAAUAGUUGUAUAGAGUUAUGUAGGUGUAUAAACAGUCUGUGUUUUGGUUUAUUGUUGUUUUUUAUUGUAUUCAUAUACUCAUGGUAAAAGGCAUUUGUUUUUAUAGACUAUAGGUAAUGUUUCAAAUUAAACAUCAAUAUAAUGUAAUGUUUUGCCAAAAAAAAAAAAAAAAAAAAAAUCAUGUGUUUUUAGUGGUAUUUCUGAAAAUAGUUUUGUUUAUAUCAUAUACUGUAAAAAAAAAAAAAUACUGUAUGUACUUUAUAUGUUUGUUUACUCAGAUCACUCCAUCAAUGGAGUUCUGUGGUACUGCUUCCAAACAAAUAGUUACAGACAGUUCAUAUUAAAACUUAUAAACUCAGAAUUUUGCACACAACUAUGUUAGCCAUAUAGCUUUGAUUUUCUUGCAUUUUCU